Ichthyophthirius multifiliis is the source of this 1115-nucleotide messenger RNA. RefSeq names its product WD repeat protein. Lineage: Eukaryota; Ciliophora; Oligohymenophorea; Hymenostomatida. The transcript is spliced from 4 exons. The record is from RefSeq and is a predicted model, not a curated record. Gene Ontology annotation, molecular function: ubiquitin binding.
UUUAAAAAAAAAAACAAAAAAAGAUUUAUAGAUUAUUUUCAAAAUAGAUGGAUACAACAAACGCCCCAUAAAUUAUUGAACAUUAAACAUAAUCUUUAACUUUUACACCUCAUGAUGUAAAAUGGAUUCCCUCAUCUGCUAAAUUUGUAUUAAGUGGAUAACUUCCAAAAGCAACAGGCACAAUUUAAGUACAUAAAUUAUCUAAAAACGAGACCAAAUGCAUUAGAGAUAUACAACAUCCCAAAGGAAUAAAAUGUAGUACAUUUGGAGCAUGCUUACCAGGAAAACAAGAUUUAGCAUUUGGUGAUUUUAGCGGAGAAUUAAACAUCGUAGACUUAGAAACAGGAAAAAUUUACUACAGUGUAAAAGCCCAUUAAAGUUUAGUUAAUUCAAUUGACGGAAUAGGAGGUUAAGAUAUUGGAUAUGGUGCCCCAGAAAUAGCCACAGCAGGAAGAGAUGGUUGUAUAAGAGUUUGGGAUCCAAGAUAACGUACUCAUGUAUUAUCUUUAGAGCCUAUAGACAAGGAAUCUCCUCCUGAUGCUUGGUGUGUUUCAUUUGGAAAUAGUUAUAAUAAUGAUGAGAGGGUUUUAGCUGCUGGAUAUGAUAAUGGAGAUUUGAAAUUUUUCGAUUUAAAAACCAAUUAACUUUUAUGGGAUAGUAAUUUGAAAAAUGGUGUUGUAGGAGUAGAAUUUGACCGAAAAGAUAUUAUCAUGAAUAAAGUUGUGGCUACUACCCUUGAAGGUAAAUUCCAUGUACAUGAUAUGAGAACUCUACAUCCAGAAAGUGGGUAUGCUUAAUUAUAAGAUAAAGCUUUUGCAGCCACUAUUUGGGGGGCUAGGCAUUUACCUUAAAAUAGAGAUAUUUUUGCACUAAUGGGAGGAAAUGGAGCUAUUAAUUUAUAUAAAUAUAAUUAUCCAAAUGAAAGAUAAGUUAAAGAUUCAGAAGGAAGAUUUAGAGGAAUUAUGGGUUCAGUGGAUAUUCUUAAUUCGAGAGAUAUUUGUUAAUAACCGGUUAAUGGAUUUGAUUGGAAUAAAGAAAAAGCUGGUCUUGCUGUACUUUGUGGUUUAGAUUAAACUUGUAAAGUUAUUAUUUGUACAAAACUAAAUCUUUAUUGA